Molecule: messenger RNA, 693 nt
Organism: Dichotomopilus funicola
Lineage: Eukaryota; Fungi; Ascomycota; Sordariomycetes; Sordariales; Chaetomiaceae
Exons: 4
Coding region: 1-693 (230 amino acids)
Biological process (GO): translational elongation
Cellular component (GO): cytosol; eukaryotic translation elongation factor 1 complex
Molecular function (GO): guanyl-nucleotide exchange factor activity; translation elongation factor activity
Source: RefSeq, a predicted model, not a curated record
AUGGGCUUCACCGACCUCCUCACUGACGCCGGUCUUACCGUGCUCAACAACUGGCUCCUGACCCGCUCGUACAUUGCCGGGUACUCCGCCUCGCAGGCCGAUGCCGUCACCUUCAAGGCCUUGAGCGCCGCCCCCGACGCCGCCAAGUACCCCAACGCGGCGCGCUGGUACAAGCACAUCGCCUCGUACGAGGACGAGUUCCCGACCCUACCCGGCGAUGCGAGCAAGCCGUACACCGUCUACGGCCCUGAGGUCGCCGAGGUUACCCUGAACCCCGCCAAGGCCCCCGCCGCCGAGGAGGAGGAGGACGACGAUGUCGACCUCUUUGGCAGUGAUGAGGAGGAGGAUGCCGAGGCCGCUCGCGUCCGUGAGGAGCGCCUGGCUGAGUACCGGAAGAAGAAGGAGGCCAAGGGGCCUAAGCCGGCUGCCAAGUCCAUCGUCACCCUGGAUGUCAAGCCCUGGGAUGAUGAGACCGACAUGGUUGGCCUCGAGGCCGCCGUCCGCGGUAUCGAGCAGGACGGGUUGGUCUGGGGUGCGUCUACGCUGAUCCCCGUUGGUUUCGGCAUCAAGAAGCUGCAGAUCAACCUUGUUGUUGAGGACGAGAAGGUUUCGAUCGACGAGCUCAGCGAGCAGAUCACUGAGUUCGAGGAGUUCGUCCAGUCCGUCGACGUUGCCGCCAUGCAGAAGCUCUAA